UUUUUGACCUAUAAAUACCACAGAGAGGAAAUGAAAAUACUCGAACGUCAAGUAAACCGUGGACUGAUAGCAUGACACUGUGUGUUCAUGCAUAUAAUAGAUAGAACUCACUGACGUGCGUCCAGAAUAAAGCUGAACACUAAAAGGGAAACAGUACUAAGUUAUCCUUGUACAGAGAACACACUCAUCAUGAAAGAAAAUAACAAAAAUAUCUACGAAAUUGUGGUAUUUGGUGCGGCAGGGGUCGGCAAGACCUCGAUUAUCCGACGAUUUUACCUCGGCGAGUUCACGAAUGUCUACAACCCUACAGUAGAGGAUUGUUACUCACGAGUUCUAAAUUUGAACGGAAAGGUUAUCGUAUUGAACACUACGGAUACCUCUGGUAGUUACCAGUUUCCUGCUAUGAGGCAGGUGGCAAUAAAUAGGGCUUCUGGGUUCAUUAUGGUAUACUCUUUGGACAAUCGAUACUCGUUCGUUGAAUUGAAGAGACUUUUCGAUGAAAUCGUCGAAAGUAAGCCGAAUGCUGAAGUCCCUAUUAUCCUUGUUGGCAACAAGAGAGACAUGAAAAAUAAGCGACAAAUAUCGUCUGAGCAAGUGGUGAAGGAUAUUACAGAAUAUAUCCGGUCGAAAGGUACACGUAAUUUUAAAUUACGACAGAUUGAAACAUCAGCGAAAGACAAUUACAACAUCGAGGCAGUAUUUAAAGAAAUGAUUGAGAUAUUAACGAACAUUCCAUGCGACAAAUCUUGCACAACGAAACCCAAAAAAGUAUUAAACUGGUUGAGAAAAUUCAGUUGUACUUUCGGAUCAUACACUGUGAACUAAAUACCGAAUCUCGUAUCGUAAUAGGCAUCCAAGCGAUAAAUCAUGUACGAAGAAACCUCAAGAAUGUAUUGAACACGAAAAACAUUCCAUACGAUAAAUCUCAGGUACAAAGAAACCCGAAAAAUAUUAAACUGGUUGAGAAAGUUCAGCUGUUCAUUCGGCUCACACGCUCAACUAAAUACAAAAUCCUGAUGAUCAUCAUGAUAAACUUUCAAGCGGUAAAUCAUGUACGAAGAAACCUCUGGAAGAUAUUGAGCACGAAAAACAUUCCAUGCAAUAAAUCAUGUACGAAGAGCCAAAAAAGAGGUUUAACUGGUCGAGAAACUGAUUGAACUGUACUUUUGGACCAUUAUACACUGUGAAUCGAAACUGGAAUCGGAAACUUGUAUCUUACUAAGCUGUCAAGAAUAUAUCGAACCAUGAAGAACUCGAAGGAUUUUUUUGAUAUUUGCGUAAACCUUCCAUGCAAGAAGUCACGUCCAGGGUACCGGUAAACAAUUUCUCUGAGUUGGCAAAAAAGCAAGAUAUUGAAAUAAAUAUCAAACUGAGUUAUAAGAGUCAAGUUACUAAUUUAAAUUUAAGAUAACAAUUCGUUUUCUGAUGAUAUUAGCUAUUGCUAAAUAGUUUGGAAAGAACUAAUUAUUGUAAUUUAAUUAUGUUUUAAUAUGACUUAGCAUGUCUAAUGACCGUCCUUUACUGGCUCAGUACUCGAAAAGUGAUUUAUUUUAAGAUAAUCCGACAUACUGGGAUAUUGGAUCAGCUUGUCAAAACUUCCCACUUGCGAUCUAUUUUGUUAGGUACUGAACAUUCUGAAUAAAAAGGGGGUUAAUCAUUA
This is a messenger RNA of Actinia tenebrosa (Australian red waratah sea anemone), 1660 nucleotides long. RefSeq names its product GTP-binding protein Di-Ras2-like. The record is from RefSeq and is a predicted model, not a curated record. Lineage: Eukaryota; Metazoa; Cnidaria; Anthozoa; Actiniaria; Actiniidae. Gene Ontology annotation, molecular function: GTPase activity; GTP binding.